This is a messenger RNA of Paralichthys olivaceus (Japanese flounder), 2239 nucleotides long. RefSeq names its product trophoblast glycoprotein (gene tpbg). The record is from RefSeq and is a predicted model, not a curated record. Gene Ontology annotation, molecular function: protein binding. Gene Ontology annotation, cellular component: plasma membrane. Gene Ontology annotation, biological process: negative regulation of canonical Wnt signaling pathway. NCBI's taxonomy places the organism in Eukaryota, Metazoa, Chordata, Actinopteri, Pleuronectiformes, Paralichthyidae.
GCGCUCCGUGCUCCCCCCCUCUCGGUGCUGCAGGAUGGUACGCUCCCUGUUACCGCCGCUGUGUGCAGAGCUGCUGCUCCGUCUGCUCUCCAGGAUCGGGAGACGUGGAGAGACGCAGGUUGAGGGUCCGCGUGUAACACAAGGCACCUCUGGGAGACAGGGAGCAUUGUCCGUGUCGGGAACAGAAGUCAUCUGCAGCGGACCUGGUUGUUUCCCUUGGCUGGAGAAAUAUCUCGUAGCUGCUGUAUUCUUAAAGAAGCCCCGAGGUGAGGAAAAGAGGCGAAGAGGAUCCUAAAAGUUUGCGCGCUCCGUCCUCACCACCUUUAUCCUCGUGGAAAUGUAGACGUAUCCCGAGGCAACAAUGGUGUGGGGGUAGUUUUAUGGAGUCCGUGUUGCGAUCGGGUGCAAGUUUUCGCAAGGAGAAAAAGUGUCAGACACAUUUUGGAAAACUUUCCCCUGCGGAAGAACAAGGCGGCGACUGAGCUGGAUUUUUUUACGCACCGCUCUGCGCACACAGAUUUGUAAGAAUUCAAAGAUGCGCCCGUUGAGCACGUCGCUGGGAUGUAACCGAGGAGGAUCGCGCAAUUCCUCUAUGAUGCAUUUACUUGUCCUCCUCGCAGUCACACUGUCCUGUCACUGCUGUUCGAACAGAUGCGUGUGCUCCUCACAAACUGUGAAAUGCCAAAACCAGGACUUGGUCGCGAUUCCGAGUUCUUUUCCCACCAAUACCAAAAUCAUUUUUGUCACGGGAAACAACAUCUCCCACAUCAGCUCGGACUCUUUCCCCACCGGUUUGGACAUGUUAACAGACCUCUAUCUCAGUGGGAAUGAGAUGGAGUCAGUGGGUGCUAUGGUGUUUGACAACUUGCCAAACCUUGUGCGACUGGACCUGAGCAACAACAACUUCCAGACUUUCAGUGACAGAGCUUUACCUGUUGAGAAUAAACUGCAGGUCCUGAACCUCAGUAAUUCUUUUCACAAUUACUCCCGCAUAGACGUGGUCCUGAGUGUCCUGCAGAGUGGGAAACUCCACUUACUCAAAGUCUUGGACCUGUCCAACAAUGACCUUCUGAUUCUUCCGGACGACGCAUUCAGCAGCCUCUCCAACCUGAUCAACAUCAGCCUGCAGAACAGCUCCAUUAUCGCCAUCCAGAACGGGACCCUGAAGGUGCCCCCACUGCGUGACCUUGACCUGAGAGACAACAGCCUGAGGGCCCUGCCAACCACCACCCUGGAGGAGUUCAGCCUCAAGCCUGGUCUUAGCCUCUGGCUGGCGGGGAACCCCUGGCGCUGCGACUGCUUCAUUGAGGAGAUGUUGCUGUGGUUGAAAAACUCCACUCAGGUAAUGGACGUGCAGAACCUCACAUGCGCUGACCCUGAGGCCCUGAGGCACCAGCCACUUCUUCAGGUAGAGCUGUCGCAGCUGAAGUGUUUGGGCAAGAUGGAGGGCGUGCUGGAGACUUCAUAUGUAUUCCUGGGAUUGGUGCUAGCACUGAUCGGCGUCAUUUUCCUGCUGGUGCUCUACCUAAACAGAAAAGGUAUCAAGCGUUGGAUUUACAACAUCCGGGAUGCUUGUAGGGACCAUAUGGAGGGGUACCAUUACAGGUAUGAGAUAAACUCUGACCCACGUUUGGCCAACCUGAGCAUCAAUUCAGAUGUGUGAUCCAGGAUGGGACAGUGUCUGGGACCCUGCAGUGAGAUAUGAAAUCACAUAAACUCUUAAGAUUUGCAUGAAAGUCUUCCUCCCCUUCUCCUUUCCCCCCCCCAUGAUGCUAUUCAGAUUUUACAUUUGCCAUCUGACCUCCCUCCCACCACUGCCGCAUGUCCUCUACAAGUACAAGGAAGCUGUGACAUUUACUGCGUCUCUUCCGCGUAACAUUGCAUGGACAAUGAAUCAUGACAAAGGGUUUUUUUUGGAGAGUUGCAAAAAGUGAUGUGUUCUAUUUUUACUUUUCCUUAAGGAUAAACGGAUGGAGUACAUUGACUAGUACCCGGCAAAAACACACUGCUGGUCAUCGCCUCCCUCUCAUUAUGCCUCUGCUGCAGAGAAAUGCUAUGCUGCUUGUUUAUAAGUUUGUUCUUUUAAUAUGUGAAUUUGUGAUAUAGAGUAUGGCCUUUUUUUGAAUGAUUAUAGUGCACAUUGCAUAGUUUUUUGGAUUUAGUAGAUGGAUGUGAUUGUUCUCUUUUUUUCUGUGAAGAUAUUCAGCUAAAUAAAACGCCUCUGGCUUGAUGCGACCCA